Ooceraea biroi (clonal raider ant) is the source of this 1863-nucleotide messenger RNA. RefSeq lists its product as uncharacterized. Gene Ontology annotation, biological process: proteolysis. Lineage: Eukaryota; Metazoa; Arthropoda; Insecta; Hymenoptera; Formicidae. The record is from RefSeq and is a predicted model, not a curated record. Gene Ontology annotation, molecular function: aspartic-type endopeptidase activity.
AUGGCUACUGAGGCGGAGGCGACUCCUCCGUCUUUCUCGCCGUCGGCCCCGUCGGCCGCGUCAUCGUCGAGUCCGUCAUCCGCGUCGACGGCGACCGACCAACCGUCUCAAUUGGUUGCGUCGGUCUCUACGGUGCAACCCGUGGAAGCCACGGCUAUCAUUGCCGUUGGCUCGUCAUCCGGUCGCACAGCUACGGUUCGAGCCCUGUUGGACCAGGGCGCCGAGCUGUCCUUCAUAUCCGAACGAUUAGCUCAGCUGCUCCGCAUACAACGUUUCAGCGCGCCGGUAACUUUGUCAGGAAUUGGUUGUGUUAACGCCGACUCCUUUAGCCAAGCAGCACGCAUCUCCGUCUCGCCGCCCGGGAAAUUGUCGCCGUCGUUCUCUACCGAUGCGGUGAUCCUCAAGAAGCUGAGCUCGUAUGCUAUGAAGCGAGUUGUAGAUUUGUCGUCUCUGUCUCACCUCGCAGAUUUACAACUCGCCGAUUCAGAUCCUUUCAGUGCCAGUCCGGUCGAUGUAAUAAUCGGUGCCGAUCUUUUCUGUGACGUAUAUCUGCCGGGAUGCCACAAGAGCGAUAUCGGUCAGGUGUUUGCGCAAAACACUAUUUUUGGUUGGGUCAUAUCCGGCCCUCUUCCGUCAGACUCGACGACGUCUCACCACUCCUUCGAUUCCGUCGCGUCGCGCCCGGCAGCGCAGGUUUCCAUCCAUCACAGUGCCGCGUCUCCCUCCCUCGAAGAAGAAAUUCGGCGCUUCUGGGAAAUCGAGGAAGUUCCCCAGCGGACUAUUCUUUCCGCCAAGGACGAGAGAUGCGAGGAAUACUUUCGUCGGCUUCCAUUCAAACGAGGGCCUCCGAUUGACAUCGGAGAAUCGCGCGUUCGGGCUGAGCAGUGUCUUCGCUCAAUCACGCGACGAUUAAACAAUCAUCCCGAAGACGCCCGCGAGUACGCAGAAUUUCUCGCGGAAUACGAACGGCUCAGGCAUAUGCGCAAAGCUCCUGUCACGUCCGGGGAAGUCGUUUAUAUUCCGCAUCACCCGGUUUUUCGCGAGUCGAGCGCGACGUCUCAUUUACGCGUGGUGUUUAAUGCGUUAAGCGCUACUUCGAACGGGACGUGUUUAAAUAAUCACUUGCUAUCUGGGCCAAAGUUACAGACGGAUUUACCGGCGGUUAUAUUAAAGUGGCGGACCUUUCAAUACGUUUAUGCCGCGGAUAUAGCCAAGAUGUACCGUCAAAUCCUAAUCGAUCAACGAGAUAUAGAUUAUCAGCGCAUAUUGUGGACGCCAAAACCGGACGCGCUACCGGUCGCGUUUCAAUUACUCACGGCAACAUACGGCAUGUCUUGCGCCGCGUUUCUAGCUCUCCGCGUUAUCCUCCAGUUAGCAAAAGACGAGAGACUGGAUUUCCCUCUCGCUGUGUCUAUUCUCCUCGAACAUAUUUACGUGGAUGACGUUUUAUUCGGAGACGAUGAUCCCGAUCGGUUACGGAAAAUACGUGAUCAGCUGAUCCAAUUGUUGCGACGCGGCGGCUUCGAGCUGCGUAAAUGGUCGAGCAAUUCACCAUAUCUCCUCGCUGACAUCGACACCGACAAUUUCGGAUUGGCAUGCUCCAGGAAUUUGGAUGCCGACGAAAAUAUUAAGAUCCUGGGGGUCGUUUGGAACCCGUCGUCGGACGCGUUCCAAUUCUCGGUGCGAUUGGACUUAGCGACUCCUCGCAGCAAACGCGCGGUUCUCUCUGCCAUUGCCAAGCUGUAUGAUCCUCUCGGUUGGGUCACUCCGGUUACCAUCAACGCGAAGGUGUUCAUGCAGCAGCUCUGGCGCGAGAAAGUCGGCUGGGACGCGGACCUCCCUGAAUCACUCUUGGCGCGAUGA